This is a messenger RNA of Aspergillus vadensis CBS 113365, 735 nucleotides long. RefSeq lists its product as uncharacterized. The record is from RefSeq and is a predicted model, not a curated record. The transcript has 2 exons. NCBI's taxonomy places the organism in Eukaryota, Fungi, Ascomycota, Eurotiomycetes, Eurotiales, Aspergillaceae. The coding region runs from base 1 to 735 and encodes 244 amino acids.
AUGCGGGAUUCUAUACAUCCUAGAGAGGACUCGAAUUUGAAGACUGAAAGAUUCUCUAAAAAGUCUCUCUGCGUUCCCACGAGGCAAAUGGGGUAUAUCCCGCCAACAGCACCAACACCUCAUCUCAACCGCCUACCUCACUCCACUCUCCCUACCAACGCGUUUCGUCGUUUCCUUUUCUCUCUACCUUUCUUUUGGUUCGCUGCUUACACUACUGUAAUCGUUUACUUCGUUCCUACUACAUCUCUUAGCUUCGUCGCCUACGUGAAGUCUCACCUUUUACCUGAAGCCACACUACCUGAACCCAUACUCUCAAUGAGCGACGACUACACCCACCUUGACUCCUUGCCAGACAACUUUAUUGAUCUGCAAUACGAUCUUCUCACAACUCAAUAUCUGACUGGCCUGAAAUCGCUACGCCAUUUCUUUGACGCCACGCUUACAAGUAUCGACGCCGACGUCCCUGAGUGGGAAGCCGAAAAAGUCGUACUAAACAACACAUUAAGUGAGACUUUGAACCUCAGUGUUCGUAUCCGAGCUCUCGAACGGUACGUCGGUGGCCUUUGCUACGUACUACGUAAGUGCUACUGUGAUGCUCCGCAAGAACUCUGGGUGGCCGUUAGGCAAUUUGAGAAAGAACACGGAGUGGACGUCUCGGCGUUCCGGAAGGCCCAUGAUAUAUCAAAGGCAAAGAGUACCGACACCCCAACAAAGGACAGAUGCCAUGGCUGGUAG